AUGCGUGGUUCUGGCGGACUUCGGGCCAUACACACUCAACACAAACUCGAUGGGAAUCAUGAGAAAUCUCCCUUUUGGAAGCAAUCAAACACAGGAUGUACAGAUAAAGAGCCCCCGCUUAGUCGCGAACCGUGCGGUGGUGAAUUGCAGGCCUCUUCUUCUAGCUGCCUUGUUUUACAGCAGAAAUUCUCUGGUUUCCCCACCAGGGGCUGCCUCAAGCGCUGCGCGGAAACUUCCUUCCACAAGCACUGGAUAAGUUAUGUUCAUUUCUUGGCCACCGCCGCGGCUCUUGCCACCUUUGUAUGGUAUCCCGUAGCCUCCAGUGCAACAGACAGCGAGCCAACAAACAGUGCAUUAGGUAACCUGAGACGAUCUGAAGGCAAACAAAACGAGCUGCUGUUUGCUGAGCCCCUCUAUGGUGACGAGACAACCUUCGUAUCCACUCGAGUUCAGGAAGCCUUGGCUGCGGGAAGCCCGUUAUCGUAUGCUCCUCAAAUCGCUGCUGAGGCUUCCGUCGAAAUUUCAUGGAGCGUGUGCUCUCGCCUAUGCAACGGUGGCACGCAGUCAGUUGACCGAGAUCGGUCGUAUGUUUUGGCUGUAGAGGGUUUGCGCCAUGCCCUUUUAGAUGUUACGGAUUGGUCCGACUCGUAUGAGAAAGCGGUACAGGAUGAGGUCGCCAAAUUGUUAAUAGUUGGCGAUACAAACCCAGCACAACUGAAAACACGUCCUUGCAAUACCUUUAGGUGCCCUCUUGAGGUGCCGACCGAUUUAGCGACUGCAUUGAUGCAAAUUGCGAGGGAACCAAAGUCAGUGGCAUCUUUUGGAGUUCUUCCUCAGGUGGACUUUUCUUUAGCGUGCCAGGACCGGCAUCUGCUGGAGCGAAUCACCCAGGAUGACUGGGACAGGAAGCGCUCAGAACAGAGGAGUAAUGCCAGGAGCCAGCAAGUACAGGGGUCAGAAGAGGUGUGGGAGUCGACUGUCUUGGAACCACAGCAGCUUAGCCUUUACAGCUGUGUCAGUUUGUGCCGGCUGUACCGCCUGUGCGGAGCCGUGAUAUACACUGAGGAUAUUGAAGAUGUGGGAGCGAGUAAAAUUGUUUCCAAAGGCACUGAAUCCCCUGCUGGACUCGAAGAAGCGUUGGUCAAUGCCCGUUUUGCAGUAGACGCUCUUGAGGAAGGUGUUAGAGAAAUGCAUGGCUCACACGACUUUAGGGAACACGAAGGAUCGCCAAGCCGCAAUCCAGUUUGCAGUUUGUACACACGCCUAAAGGUGUCGCGGGUGACGGACUGCGGUGUAGAGGCAGCCAAGAAGACUGGAAACGCUUCGCUGACGCUUUUGGUGCUAAACGAGAAUGUUGAUUUCGCGGAGGCUGCACGGGGCAUGCGUAGUUCUUUGGCUAUGGAGUUUACUCGACAGGGGAAUCUAGUGGACGAUGCCGCCAACCUUAUGAAAGUGAAGGGGAGUGGCGGCAAAACUGAUUCCAACAGCUCUCAAUGGGAAGACCGACUAAAGACUAAGGUUACAAAAGCCAAUAAGCACGCAGUCUCUGCCGCGCGCGUCCUGUUGGCGGCUGUGGGGCUUUUGGAGGGAGCCGCGCGGCAAGCUCACAAAGCAAUCAGCGUUGCCCAGUCCGCGGGAUCGUCUCAAUCGCAGGUUAAGGCUAACCCAGAGGAAGCAGGAGAUUCGGGUUCCCAAAUAGAAGUAACUCAGCCGACCUUUCAUACUGCACGGCCCCUCAGUGCCUCCUGUCCAGUGUUCACAGGCGUGGAGCUGCUUGGCAGGGGGUGUGUAGAGCCGUUUACACUUCGAACACACCACCAAACAGAUAAAUCGAGUUCGUCUCGUACUACCACCUCAAGCAGCAAGCGCAGCUCGCCUGAUGCAAGUCCCAUGACCUGGCACUUGUGCAGGCAGCUGUUAGAAGAGUCAUCAAAACUCCUGGAAACUUUCCGCGCAACAGUGUCUCAGAUGGAGGCUAAAGGAUCAGUGAUGGCGGACGUAUCGGCAGAAGCCCAGAGACUAGGGGGCCUCUUGUUAGAUCUCGACAGUGUUCAGACAGCAAAUUUGUCUAUUUAUGAGAAUGGAAUCGAUGUACAAACAAGCACUAAUGCAGCAACUACGAAGGAUGCACCACUUCGUGGAGAUAUGGACACACUCAGCCUGCGAAAAGAGACGGUGGAGCGACUGGGAAAAGGCAGUGGCAACCUGUUUGCAGUUUUCGAUACAGUGAAGGAGGCCUGCGCAAUAAAAGCCAUAUUCGAGCCACGUAUCACGCAGAAUGGCGAUACUUUAGGUGCGCAGUUCCCAACGGCAUGCGGACACUUCAGCCCUUCUUCUGUACUUGUCCUGCCGCGUGCAGACUCUAGUGCGUCAGCGAUAGUUGCCACUGAUGGUGACUCAGAGCUGCCCAACGGCCAAGAAAGUGCGUGCCCUGAAGUCCCCUGUAUCUAUUCUACAUGGACAUCAUGGUCACCCUGUUAUGUAGCAGCGCCUGACGUGUCCGAUGAUGAUUGGAACAACGAGGAGAGCGAGAUACAUUCGACAGGCCGUAAGAUUUCAGCAAUCUGGCAAGUCAGGUUUCAAGAGGUGCUACUGCGCCCCAAGGCGGCGCUGCAAUGUGACGUGCGUGCUGAAGCACGUCUCUGCACGGAGAGAGCAACGGCCGAUACGGAAGUGACAAAACUGAUGAGUGGCUUUACCGGUGCCAUCGCAAACCAUGCCACUAACUGGUGUCAGUACAGCCCCUUUUCGGAAUGGGGCGAAUGCACGCCAGAGUGCCUCUCUGAUGAUACAGUCGUUGCGUACCGGACUCGCACGCGCUCUGUGCAGCAAUACCCAGUGACGGGCCUGGCUCCCAGUUGUGAUCCGGAUUUACUUGAGUCAGAGGAGGUGUGUCCAGAUGUUCCUAUGUGCGCGCAUGAAGAAGACGAAGGAGGCGAAGUUGCCACAGCAGACGAGGCCUUAACACAUGAGCUGCCCACAGCGGUCUCUGCUGUGUCAGAUAUUCACUUGCAUAUCCAGUCAGCUGCGCUUGAAGACACUGUGUCUCUGAAGGGGAACCCUUCCCCAAAACUGCGGGCAACCAAGGCUCUACAUACAAUUGCUUCUAUAAAUGACGGUGAAGCAAGGCCAGCCUUUGGAGAUUAUGCAUCAAGAACACCAGCUGAAUUACAGCAGAGUUUUCUGGAACGUGCUGCCUCGAUUCAUGAUGAAACUUCAGAUGAAGUUGCUGAAGACGAAGAGGAAGAUGACCCUCCUUCGGGGUCUUCAACAAGUGUGCCUCAUCAAAGCAACAAAUCUGAGGAUAGCGCAGACGAUGCUUUUGAUGAAGUCGCUGAAGACGAAGAGGAAGAUGACCCUCCUUCGGGGUCUUCAACAAAUGUGCCUCAUCAAAGCAACAAAUCUGAGGAUAGCGCAGACGAUGCUUUUGAUGAAGUCGCUGAAGACGAAGAGGAAGAUGACCCCCCUUCGGGGUCUUCAACAAAUGUGCCUCAUCAAAGCAACAAAUCUGAGGAUAGCGCAGGUGGUGCCGCUGCAUCGCCUUCUGUCAGCCCGAAUACUACGGUGUCCAGCAAUACUGAAUCCCUUCCCACUUCGUCUGUGCCAUCGGCGUCUCCAGGGGGUGGCCAAAGCAGGUUUAAUACCUCAUCAUCGGAUGAAACGAAGAUUCCUUAUGACUAUCCUACAACUGAUGAGCAUGCCGGUGUAGCUGAGGAGAGCACGAAGGAAGAGUCUGGUGAAGAACUGAGUGCCGACGUGUCACCUAAUGCCGACGCUGUGACAGGAACGACUCAGGAUGAGACCGAGAGUGAAGAUGAAGUGUUUGCAUUUGGCCUGUCCUUUGCUACCUUUGUGGCAUGCUGCCUGUGCGGAGCGUUUGCGUGUGCAACGCUGGUGCUGCUCGCAGUCGUGUCCAGCACUGCGGUUCGUUCCUGGCUUGGGUAUGACUGGUCUAAAGCGACAAGCGAUGAACGUACAGAGCUGCUUGAAUCAACAAAGAAAGCCGCUGCACCUUCAGUAAUCGCACCGCUUGUUGAUCCUAACGGUGUCAAAGUAUUAACUCCGCAAGGAGCGCCCCUACUUGUGUCCCCGUGCAUGUCUAAGUCGGGUGCGCACCUAACCGCCGGCAACUCGAAGAUUUUUGUCACCAUGAAGGGCGAUUUCGUAGACAACUGGGGAAGUCCGGUUGCAGAGAACGACCUCCCGGAAGAACUGGGGGGAAAGGCAGGCGCGAAGCCUUCAAGUAUAGCAGGAGGGUCCGCAAGACAAUCGCUGGGGUGGGUAGCCCCAGCAGUACCACCAAAACAAGCAGCACCUUCUGCACCUCGAGCAUCAAUUGCGCAGGCAGUAGGUUCAGCUGGAGGGCUCACGAUUACCGCAGCGUCAAAGGCCCCGGCGACCAAGAAACCGUCUUUGGCAAUGGCCCUGUGA
Messenger RNA from Cyclospora cayetanensis, 4431 nucleotides. RefSeq lists its product as uncharacterized. Lineage: Eukaryota; Apicomplexa; Conoidasida; Eucoccidiorida; Eimeriidae. The transcript has 3 exons. The coding region runs from base 1 to 4431 and encodes 1476 amino acids. The record is from RefSeq and is a predicted model, not a curated record.